Molecule: messenger RNA, 1269 nt
Organism: Cryptococcus wingfieldii CBS 7118
Lineage: Eukaryota; Fungi; Basidiomycota; Tremellomycetes; Tremellales; Cryptococcaceae
Product: compass component swd2
Exons: 5
Coding region: 1-1269 (422 amino acids)
Cellular component (GO): Set1C/COMPASS complex
Molecular function (GO): chromatin binding; protein binding
Source: RefSeq, a predicted model, not a curated record
AUGAGCAAUCCCACCUCCGCCCUCCCCCCCCGCAAGGGCGCCCCUCCCACCGGCACCCCCCAACCAAAAUCCACCAAACCACUAACCAAAGACCUCCUCGAAAGCUUUCACCCUUCCAAACGCUUCUCCGGCAUCGACAAUACCAACCCCCCUUCGGACUUGUCUGGUGGUCCUACCGAACAUCAUAUUACCAGCUUGGCGUUUGACGCUUCUGGUAUGAAGCUGAUAUGUGGAGGGGACGAUGAUCAGGUGUUUCUCUAUGAUGCGCUCAAGGGAAAAAUGACCAAGAAGCUGUAUAGUAAGAAAUACGGGGUCGACCACGUCCGUUUCACCCACAAAUCCGAAAACAUCAUUCACGCCUCUACCCGUCGAGACGACGCGAUCCGGUACCAAAGUCUCCACGAUAAUCGCUAUAUCAGCUACUUUCGGGGCCAUACUUCGACCGUUCGGUCGAUAUCGAUGAGUCCGACGGAUGAUACGUUUGUUUCAGCGGGGGAUGAUGGGACUGUGCGGUUAUGGGACUUGAGGGCGGCGGCGUGUAAAGGACUGGUAAAUGAUAUAGGAGGAUCGAGUAUUGCCGCUAUGGAUAACACGGGGAUGGUAUUUGCCGUCGCUUGUACAAGCGCGCAAACCAUCAUGAUGUACGCUACCAAGACGAUGGAUGCCUUACCAUUCCUCCACCUCCCUCUAAUCGACAUUGCCCUCGAGUCCAUAUCAACACCCCCUCCCGUCCCCAUAUUUACCUCCCUCUCCUUCUCCAACAACGGCCACUACCUCCUCGUCGGCACCUCCUCCGACGUUCAUUACGUCCUCGACGCCAUGGAACUCAUCCCCCUCCGCCGUCUCGUCGGACACAAGGGCCUCGAAAGAGAUGAGAAGGGCAACAAGACGGUCGAGCCCCGCAGAGGCAUCAGCGGCGCCGAAGUCGGCUGGACGGGGAACUCGGAAUUCGUCGUUUCCGGCUCUGCUACGGGAGAAGUGCUCGUUUGGGAUCUGCGCCCGGUUGAUGGGGCGGAGAAGCUGAAUAGGAAUGAUUAUAUGGGAGGGAGCUGGGAUGCGCCUGGGCAGGAGGCGCCAGAUUGGACGCGGAUUAGGAUACCGGAUGUGGUGCCGACUGUCGUGUUGAACAACAAGAGUGAUACGCCUGGGCCGAGCAGGGCGGUGGCGUUUAAUCCGAGAUAUAAUCAGAUGGCUGUGGGAGGAAGAGAUUUGUCGCUGUGGAUUCCUCCAAAAAUGGACGAGGCGAGAUUAGCGGCCGAGGGGUACUGA